Messenger RNA from Emiliania huxleyi CCMP1516, 1455 nucleotides. RefSeq lists its product as hypothetical. Gene Ontology annotation, molecular function: transmembrane transporter activity. Gene Ontology annotation, biological process: transmembrane transport. The transcript is spliced from 2 exons. Gene Ontology annotation, cellular component: membrane. The record is from RefSeq and is a predicted model, not a curated record. NCBI's taxonomy places the organism in Eukaryota, Haptophyta, Isochrysidales, Noelaerhabdaceae. Bases 1 to 1455 code for a protein of 484 amino acids.
AUGAGCAAAUCGAGCACGCCGUACGAUACGGUGGCGGCUCCUCCCACCCGCUCCUCGUACGCGUCACUGUUGCAGCCACGGCGGCGGCGGCGGCAGCUGCAUCUCUCGGCAGCUCCUGAAGAUGACAGACCGCUGGUGCCCUUGUCGCCCGUGAGGCAAGCCGCGUGUGUCGGAUCCCUCCUCGCGCUCUUCACCGUCAACCAGUGGUCCCGGUCCCUAAUCUUUUACCUCGUCGACUUUACUGACCGCGCCGGCCAGCCCGCGGCGGCGGUGGCCGAGGCGUCGCGAGCUUUCAUGAAUGUGGAGCUGGGUUUCGACCAGGCGCAGUACGGGCUGUUGGCGUCCCUCGGCUUCGCUGCCGUCUUCUCGUUCGCCUCAUUCCUCGCCGGCCUCGCCGUCGACAAGGCGGACGCCCGCACCCUGCUGCCCACCUCGGGCGUGCUCUGGUCGCUCGCCAUGCUGUGGCAGGCGGCGGCCUCGAGCUUCGGCGACGUGCUCGGCUCGCGCUUCCUGCUUGGCUUCUCGCAGGCGUUUUGCAACCCCGCGGCCUACGUCGCCCUCGGCCGGAUCUCCGCCCCCUCCUCGCGCGCCACCGUCCUCGGAGUCUACUCGUCGGGUGUCUACAUCGGAGGCGGGCUGGCGGCGCUCUCCAUCCUCCUCGACGGGCCACUCGGCUGGCGCGGCGUGUCGCAGCUCGCCGGCGCGACCGGCGUCGGCGUCGCCCUGAUCGCCGCGGUCGCGCUGCCUUCCCUCCCGCCCGUGGCCAGCGAGGGCAGGGAGGAAGCGGCGGGAGAGGAGGCUGCGACGGCGCAGCAGGUUAGCGCCCUCUCCUCGCUGCGAGACGACCUGAGCGAGCUCCUCGCGCCGCCGGUCGUCCGCUGGCUCCUCGCCGCCUCCGCGCUCCGCUUCCUCGCCGGCUUCGCGCUCGGCGUGUGGAUCGGCGCCCAGUUCGCGCUACUCAAGGCGUCCGUCAACGGCGUCGCCGGCGCCGCCUCUGCGCUCGGCGGCGGCGCCCUCGCAGACCGCCGCGGAGCCGCGGAGCCGAGGGCUCGCCAGUGGGUUCCUGCGGCCGGCUCUCUGGUCGCAGUGCCGUUUUGGCUGGCCGCGCUGAGCGCGCCGACGCUUCAGCUCUCCCUCGCCGCCCUCUUCCUCGAGUACCUUGCGGCGGAGAGCUGGUUCGGCCCGACGGUGGCUGCGCUGCAGGCGGCCACGCCGGCGCGGCUGCAGGGGCUGUCUCAAGGCGUGUUUUCGACGCUCACGCUGGUGGGAAACCUUGCGCCGCUCGCCAUCGGUGUGCUGCUGAGAGACCAAGGCUUCGAGCUCGCGCCGACACUCGGGGUGCUCGUGUCGGUGCUCUACGUCGCCGCCGCCGCCGCAUUUGUCGUCGCUGGCGAGGCUGGGCUCGAGGCCGGGCCGCCUGGGGCGAUCAGCAGAGAGACUGCGCGAGAUGGUUGA